Aspergillus bombycis is the source of this 987-nucleotide messenger RNA. Its product is annotated as zinc-binding alcohol dehydrogenase family protein. Bases 1 to 987 code for a protein of 328 amino acids. The transcript has a single exon. The record is from RefSeq and is a predicted model, not a curated record. NCBI's taxonomy places the organism in Eukaryota, Fungi, Ascomycota, Eurotiomycetes, Eurotiales, Aspergillaceae. Gene Ontology annotation, molecular function: oxidoreductase activity.
AUGUCUACUAUGCGAGCAGUCGUCGCGCAUACGGCUGGACCUCCCGACGUCCUUCGAGUCAUCCAAUAUCCCAUUCCUCAACCCAGUCCUGGACAAAUCCGGAUCAAAGUCAAGGCAUUCGGACUUAAUCGCUCCGAGAUGUUCACUCGGCAGGGUCACUCUGGUUCUGCGGUUCAGUUUCCCCGCAUUCUCGGCAUUGAAGCCGUGGGUAUAGUCGACGCCGCUCCAGGACUGGAAGAUAGGUUUCCGCUCGGAGCUACCGUGGCCACAGCCAUGGGUGGGAUGGGCCGAGCCUUCGAUGGGGGAUAUGCAGAGUACACAUGUGUACCGGCAAAGCAGGUACAGGUACUGAAGACGAAGCUGCCUUGGGACGUGCUGGGGGCGCUGCCAGAGAUGCUGCAGACGGCUUGGGGGUCAUUGAUCAGGUCACUCACCUUGAGACCCAAAGAUAGGUUGUUGAUUCGCGGGGGAACGUCCUCGGUGGGCCUAGCAGCAGCGGCCAUUGCUAAGAAACAUGGGGCGUUUGUGGCGUCGACGACCAGGAACAAGGAAAGGGAGGUGUUAUUACGGGAUUACGGAGUGGACGAGGUGUGGAUUGAUAACGGGGCCAUUGCUCAACAGAUUGCCGAAACAUCGGGCCAAUGUUUCGACAAGGUGCUAGAGCUUGUGGGAACGGCGACGUUGGCUGAUUCACUGCGUUGCGUGAAGAAGGGAGGCGUUGUUUCUAUGACAGGGAUUUUGGGGAACGAGUGGCACCUGGAGAAAAUCAAUCCAAUGGAAUUGAUCCCAAGUGAGUCGAAAUUGACGGUAUAUUCUGGAGGGGAUGAGGACUUCAUGGGAACGCCUCUGAGAGACCUGGUCAAGAUGGUUGAGGAGGGGAAGCUCCAGAUCCGGGUGGGACGCGUAUUUAAAAUGGAGGACAUUGCGGAGGCUCAUCGGUGUAUGGAAGAAAGUGAGGUGGGAGGGAAGAUUGUAGUGAUUCCAUAG